AAAGUGGGGGCUGGAGUGAGUGUCAAAACUAACAAACAGGCUGUUACUCGGAUGGGGGAAGGGAAGCUGGCUAACGCCGAAGACACUUCGCAAACAUUUUAAUAGUGCAAGACAAUAAAGCAAACUCUUUUAAUCCAGCGACAUCGAGACAUUAGUCGCCAGGAGUGCGGAGCACAGCGAGGACGCUUCUUUUACAUUAUGAAUGUGAGACAGCCACACAGGUAGUCUGAGAGAGACCGAGCCUUACAGACAGGUGCAGAGAGACAGUUAGAACAUGUCAGAGGAAGAUCAGAUAAGUGUCUUAUUCACUCAAACAUCUGCACAAAGCCUAAUUCAGCCGUGCACUCAGUAUUCAAAGCACAGAUCGUAGACUCAGAGCUCUUUUAAGGAGAGGGAUAUGGCUCAGGAGACCAAUCAGACACAAGUGCUUUGUUCCAAUGGUUGUGGGUUUUAUGGGAACCCGCGUAAUAACGGGAUGUGCUCGGUGUGCUACAAAGACUCCUUACAGCGACAGAACAACAGUGGCAGGUCCAGCGAUGCAGGUCAGUCAGAUGUAUCGCAGAAAGACCCAUUUCCAACUCUUCUGUGUUGUGUCUUCCAGCCUUAGCAGUAAAGGAGAAUCUAUGACUGUACAAUCGACGUCACCGCAUGAACAAAACAGUCAGUGUUUUUCAACGCCAACACCAGCAGUAGCAGCAGUUACACACAAAGAAGGUGCUUCAGCAGCAGCUCAAUCAGGCCUGAAAACACCAGAAGUGUCGUGCAGUAAAUUGGCGAGAAACAUCCAGGAGUCCAAGGCGGGUAGCUCAUCAGCGGAGGAUUGCAUAGGAGGAAAGGAUUGCAUAAGAGGAAAGAGGAAGCUUGAUGAAACUUGUCAACCCAUAGAAAGAGUGUCUGCCUCAGAUGUCUCAGAGCAAACCUCAGAUGUACCAGAGCAAUCCAGACCCAAGAAGAACCGCUGCUUCACUUGCCGCAAGAAAGUCGGGCUCACUGGCUUCGACUGCCGGUGCGGACACUUGUUUUGCAGCAUCCAUCGAUACUCAGAUGUUCACAACUGUAGCUUCGAUUACAAGGCUGAUGCAGCUGAGAAAAUAAGGAAAGAAAACCCGCUUAUUGUUGGGGAGAAAAUCAAGAAGAUUUAAGUUGAAGAUUGCAAAGAUGUUUUUUUACCCUCUUUCCCUUGAAACCUUGAAUUGUGCAUGCUACAAUGAAACAUAUACGCAAAUUUAUUUUGUCCCUUUGUUUCAUUUUUACCUCUCAAGUUUAUUUACUUACAAAAUACUGUGGUAUGUAUACCGUGAAAUAUUUAUAUAAUUAGUAAUUUAAUUUGCAUUAAUAAAUGGGUUUUAGUUCUCACAUGCUGAGACGACUCGGGUGACCGUGCAUUUCUGGUGAUUGAACAAAGCUUGCAUGUUAAAGCCAUUGCCAGAAUUUUUAGGUUAGUUUUUUCAGUAACGAUUGUAAAAAAAGAAAAUGACAUUUACUUAAUAUAAAAAAGAUAAGGUUUUAUUAUCAAUUACUGUAUAUGCUUCAUCCUUGGUUUAAAAAAUGAAGAGGUUUGUAAGUCAUUUAAAAUAUACAUAUUAUCUUUGCGACUGCUGUCUUUGGUUUUUUUUGCAUUUCAUUGCAGACUGUGAUUUACAUUUUCCUCAUAGCUCAUUUAUUAGAGUGAGUGGAAGUUGCGAGUGGUUUUAUUUAUGUUUGUGUAUUCACUGCAUUCAUUCAAUAAAGUUUUACACGUCA
Onychostoma macrolepis is the source of this 1743-nucleotide messenger RNA. RefSeq names its product zinc finger, AN1-type domain 6 (gene zfand6). The coding region runs from base 438 to 1142 and encodes 234 amino acids. Gene Ontology annotation, biological process: protein targeting to peroxisome. The record is from RefSeq and is a predicted model, not a curated record. Lineage: Eukaryota; Metazoa; Chordata; Actinopteri; Cypriniformes; Cyprinidae. Gene Ontology annotation, molecular function: zinc ion binding; polyubiquitin modification-dependent protein binding; DNA binding. The transcript has 8 exons.